Messenger RNA from Paramuricea clavata, 262 nucleotides. The record is from the annotation of a GenBank genome assembly. Lineage: Eukaryota; Metazoa; Cnidaria; Anthozoa; Malacalcyonacea; Plexauridae.
AUGUUUGUCGAUGAUACCAAGUGCUACCGUCCGGUGAAAGAUUUACCCGAUUGCGAAAGUCUGCAGAAUGAUCUCAAUAAUCUCGUGAACUGGUGUACUAUCUGGAAGAUGGACUUAAAUAAGCCAAAACCACCACCUUUUUGGUUUCGCUACGUCGACGAUACCUUGACAAGUGUCGAUAAACGUCAGAAAAACGACUUUCUUGACCACCUCAACAAGCAAAACCCCAGUCUACAGUUCACCAUGGAACGUGAGAAAGAUG